AUGAAUCAUACUUUGUCAACGACCAGCAAAAGCUCAGUCGUCACCAUAUUACGCUCGCUUAACUGGCCAAAGACGAUCUUUCUCGUUGGGAUUCCCUUAGCUGCUACAAUCAGUCUGCACUGGAUUCCUCUUCGUAAGGAGACCUUCUGGGUUGGGCUCGCCUAUGCCUAUAUUCGAGCUCUCACUGUUACCGCUGGCUAUCAUCGCCUCUGGGCGCAUAGAUCCUAUUUAGCCAGCACGCCCCUCAAGAUCAUUUUUGCCAUUAUCGGGGCUGGUGCUGGCCAAGACACUAUUAAGAAAUGGUGUCGUGAUCACCGGGCCCAUCAUCGCUACGUUGAUACCGACAAGGAUCCAUAUAGCAUGUCGAAAGGAUUCUUUCAUGCCCAUAUAGGUUGGGUUUUAUUCGAACAGAGUGACCCCGUUCGUGGAGUCCUGGCUACUGGCCGUGUGGAUAUCAGUGACCUCCGAUCAGACCCCGUCGUGAUAUGGCAGCGGAAGUACUAUUUGAUACUGUUGUUUCUUGCGGGCUACCUUGCCCCUACACUAUACUGCGGUCUAUUGUAUGAUGAUUAUCUCGGGGGCUUCGUCUUCGCAGGCUGCAUUGCGACGGCCCUGCAACAACAAGGCACGUUCUGCGUUAAUUCGGUGGCUCAUUGGUAUGGGUCUCAGCCUUAUUCAACCGACAAAACUCCAAAAGACCACCCUUUGACUGGCUUACUAACCCUUGGAGAGGGAUAUCAUAAUUUCCAUCACGAGUUCCCAAUCGACUAUCGGAAUGGAGUUCGUUGGCAUGACUUUGAUCCAACCAAAUGGGUAAUCUGGUUAUGUGCUCAGUUCGGUCUGGCCACUAAUCUACGACGCUUCCCACAAAAUGAGAUUGAAAAGGGGAGAAUUCAGCGGAGAAGAGAGAAGUUGGAUGAGGAAAGCGAGAAGGUGGAUUGGGGCGUGCCGCUUGAAGAACUCCCGGUUAUGGAAUGGGAAGAAUUCCAGCAACAGGCAAGGACAGGAUGCAAUCUGAUUGUCAUCAGAGGGGCUGUACACGAUGUUUCGGCAUUUGUGACGGAGCAUCCGGGAGGUGCAGCAAUGAUUACGGGUGCAAUAGGCAAGGAUGCAACGGAGAUGUUCGAAGGGGGCGUUUACGGCCAUUCGAAUGCAGCCUCCAAUCUCUUAGAUACUAUGAGAAUAGCAGCAAUCAAGAAGGAAGCUAAUGUGGAGUAG
This is a messenger RNA of Penicillium subrubescens, 1218 nucleotides long. Its product is annotated as acyl-CoA desaturase. Gene Ontology annotation, cellular component: endoplasmic reticulum membrane. NCBI's taxonomy places the organism in Eukaryota, Fungi, Ascomycota, Eurotiomycetes, Eurotiales, Aspergillaceae. Gene Ontology annotation, molecular function: iron ion binding; heme binding; stearoyl-CoA 9-desaturase activity. Gene Ontology annotation, biological process: unsaturated fatty acid biosynthetic process. The transcript is spliced from 2 exons. The coding region runs from base 1 to 1218 and encodes 405 amino acids. The record is from RefSeq and is a predicted model, not a curated record.